AAAAAUAUGCGUAAGCCCGGAAUCGAACCGGGAGCCCAACGAUGGCAACGUUGAAUUUUACCAUUAAACCACUUACGCAAUCCCCUGGUUGAUUCAAAUUACAAAACUACUUAUAAUACUCUUUUGCUUUGCUGCUACUGUGGCUGUAGCACUGAAUUAGGUUGUUUUUUGAAGACUAAUCGCGAAAUCGGAUGGCAAACUUCUUUUAGUAUCUACGUCUUUUGCACCAUCAACACCAACAUCAGCACUAUCAACAUCUCUAUCUUUCAGUUGUUCUGCUCAAGAAAAGCAAACCAACACUUUUCAUCAAUUUUAUUUGGUCAGGUCUUCUGUUUUACCAACACAGUUUUACUUUCUUAUUGCAAUGUCAUCCUCAAUUAUUCUUCAAGCUAGGCAAUUAGUUAUUGAUAAAAACUAUAACGAUGCUGAACUUUUAUAUCAUAAUAUUUUAUACAGCGAUGGUAAUAAUGAAAAUAAGCUUUCAAAUGACUAUUCUAUUCAAGAAAAAGAGGAAUCUAUUUUAGAUUUGGGCCAUCUUUAUAAAUUAACCUCAAAUUCUGAAAAAUUGCACUCUUUAAUUUUAAAAUCAACUGAAGUUUUAUCAAUUAUUGCAAAAUCAAAGAUUUCAAAGAUUAUUAGACAAUUAAUUGAUUUAUUUAAUUUUAUUCCCGAUUCAAUUGAUACUCAAAUUCUCUCUUUGAAGGAGGCGAUCAGUUGGGCUUCAAAAGAAAAAAGAUCCUUUUUAACUCAAUCUUUGCAACUAAAAUUAGCUCAAUUAUAUUAUAAAAAAUUUUAUUUUAAUGAUGCUUUAAAUUUAACUAAUUCAUUAUCUUCUCAUUUAAGAAAACUUGAUGAUAAAAACACUUUAAUUGAGGUUCAAUUAUUGCAAUCAAAAAUUUACUAUAAUUUAAAAAAUUUUUCAAAAUCUAAAGCCUCAUUAACAAGCGCAAGAACUUCUGCUAAUUCAAUUUACUGUUCGUCUAAAUUACAAGCUGAUUUGGAUUGCAUGAGCGGAAUUUUACAUUGUCAGGAUAAUGAUUUUGAAACUGCUUUUUCUUAUUUUUAUGAGGCUUUUGAAAAUUUGAAUUCUUUAAAUUGGUCUAAAGAAUCUGAAUCUCAAAUUAUUAAAAUUUUAAAAUAUAUUUUACUAACUAAAAUCAUGUUAAAUAAAAAUGACGAUAUUAUUCAAAUUUUAUCAAAUAAAUUAAUAACUUCUUCAAAAUCAAUUCAAAAUAAUUUAAAACAAUUUGAUGCUAUUAAAAAGAUCUCUAUAGCAUAUAACCAAAAAUCGUUAGAAAAUUUUCAAAAAAUUCUAAAUGAUAAUUCAAACGAAUUUUCAAAUGACUAUUUAAUUAAAUCAAAUUUUAAAACUUUAUAUCAUCAGUUAUUAGAACAAAAUUUAUUAAAAAUCAUCAAGCCGUAUUCUUGUAUUGAAAUUUCUUAUAUUUCAAGAUUAAUUAAAUUGGAUGAAACUUUUAUCGAAAGCAAAUUAUCUCAAAUGAUUCUAGACAAUGUCUUUUAUGGUGUUUUAGAUCAAGGAAAUGGUUGGUUAUAUAUUUAUGAUGAAAAUAAAAUUGAUAAAAAUUACGGUUCUGCUUUACAAUUGAUAAAAGAAAUGAGCAAAUCUGUCAACUUGUUAUAUGAAAAGGCUACAGUAUUAAAUUAAUUGUAUUUAAUAAUUUCCACCGGUUAGUUUCUAUUUUUUUUAUUUUUUUUUAGAU
This is a messenger RNA of Ascoidea rubescens DSM 1968, 1721 nucleotides long. It is a transcript of the gene RPN6, whose product is annotated as proteasome regulatory particle lid subunit RPN6. NCBI's taxonomy places the organism in Eukaryota, Fungi, Ascomycota, Saccharomycetes, Ascoideales, Ascoideaceae. Gene Ontology annotation, molecular function: structural molecule activity. The record is from RefSeq and is a predicted model, not a curated record. Gene Ontology annotation, biological process: ubiquitin-dependent protein catabolic process. Gene Ontology annotation, cellular component: proteasome regulatory particle, lid subcomplex. The transcript has a single exon. The coding region runs from base 365 to 1666 and encodes 433 amino acids.